Nothoprocta perdicaria is the source of this 882-nucleotide messenger RNA. RefSeq names its product keratin, type II cytoskeletal 6A-like. The transcript has 8 exons. Gene Ontology annotation, biological process: keratinization; intermediate filament organization. Gene Ontology annotation, cellular component: keratin filament. The record is from RefSeq and is a predicted model, not a curated record. Gene Ontology annotation, molecular function: structural constituent of skin epidermis. Bases 1 to 882 code for a protein of 293 amino acids. NCBI's taxonomy places the organism in Eukaryota, Metazoa, Chordata, Aves, Tinamiformes, Tinamidae.
AUGAAGGACAUGUCACCCAUAUGGAAUUACAUCCAGAACCUGAGGAGGAGGCUGGACUCUCUCCUGGGACAGAGGGGAGAGCUGGAGUCUGAGCUGCAGAGCAUGCGCCAAUACGUUGAGGAUUACAAAAACAAGUAUGAAGAAGAGAUCAACAGGCGCACGGCUGCCGAGAAUGAGUUUGUGGUGCUCAAGAAGGAUGUGGACUGUGCCUACAUGACCAAAGUAGAGUUGGAAUCAAAGGUGGGAGCUCUGACUGAUGAAAUCAACUUCCUGAGGAACAUCUACGAGGAGGAACUGGCUCAGAUGCAGACCAUCAGCCGGGACUUGUCCGUGGUGGUGUCUAUGGACAACAACCGUCAUCUGGACAUGGACAGUAUCAUUGAGGAGGUCCGACGUCAGUAUGAGCAGAUUGCUCAGAGCAGCAGGGCGGAGGCUGAGGCUUGGUACCAGAGCCGGUAUGAGGAGCUGCAGAGCACUGCUGGAAGGCAGGGGGACAACCUCCGUAACACCAAGGUGGAGAUCCAAGAGCUCACCAGGAACAUCCAGAGACUGCGGGCUGAAUUGGAGAAUGUGAAGAAGCAGAACCAGCAGCUGCAGGCAGCUAUUGCUGAGGCAGAGGAACGUGGUGAAAUGGCCCUCAAGGAUGCCAGGAUUAAGCUGGAAGAGCUGGAAAGUGCCCUGCAGAAAGACAAGGAGGACCUUGCUCGCUUGCUGAAGGAAUACCAAGAUCUGUUGAAUGUCAAACUUGCCCUGGAUGUUGAGAUUGCCAUGUACAGGAAACUGCUGGAGGGAGAGGAGAACAGGUUGUGUGGAGAUGGCAUGUCCAACGUGAACGUCUGUAAGUAUCCGUGUUCAUUCAAUUGUGAGGUUGUGUUGAGUUGA